AUGGAGGGCUCCGGCUUCGGUGGCGACCUGGAGAGCCUGCGGGGUCCUCGGGGGCCACCCGGUCCCCCGGGGCCACCUGGCGUGCCCGGUUUGCCAGGGGAGCCAGGACGGUUUGGGAUGAACCGCACCGACCUGCCAGGACCGCCGGGGCUGCCGGGCAGGGAUGGGAUCCCUGGGCCCCCGGGGCCGGUGGGUCCUCAGGGUCCUCCUGGAAGAGAUGGGGCAGCUGGGCAGCCAGGGCCCAAAGGAGAGCAGGGUGAUGUGGGUGAUCUCGGCCUCCCUGGUGCACCGGGACCCAAGGGCAGCAAGGGAGAGACAGGACCAGCAGGAGCCCCAGGAGAAAUGGGAUUAGCUGGCCUUCCUGGGCCCAUCGGACCCCGAGGGCAGCCAGGACCCCCUGGUCCCCCGGGACCCCCAGGACCAGGCUAUGAGGCUGGAUUUGGGGAGGUUGGCAGCCCUGGACAGCCCGGCUUGCCAGGACCAAAGGGAGAUGCCGGCAUGCCCGGUGUGGACGGCCGCCCUGGCCUCGAGGGCUUCCCUGGACCACAGGGACCCAAAGGUGACAGAGGCAGUCCCGGCGAGAAGGGCGAGCGAGGCCAAGAUGGUGUGGGGCUGCCCGGCCCCCCGGGUCCACCUGGUCCCCCUGGGCAGAAGCUUUUGGCAGCUUUGCCUGGUCCGGAGGGCAGACCAGGUCAUGCCGGCUUCCCGGGCCCGGUGGGACCGAAAGGAGACCGGGGGUCAUCUGGUCCCCAGGGCUCUCCGGGGUUGAAGGGGGAGAAGGGGGAGCCCGGUGUCAUCAUCAGCCCUGAUGGGACUGUGGUCACUGCCAGGGUGAAAGGAGAAAAGGGACGUCCUGGCAUGAACGGGAUGAAGGGCGAGAAGGGUGACCCUGCGGACAUCAGUAGCGUGCUGGGCUUGCGGGGUCCCCCAGGACCCCCAGGUCCCCCAGGACCCCCUGGGCCGCCUGGCAGCAUAGUCUACGACAGCAGCAAUGCCUUCAGCGACUCUGGCCAUCCCGCACUGCCAGCCUUCCCCG
Messenger RNA from Tauraco erythrolophus (red-crested turaco), 1036 nucleotides. NCBI's taxonomy places the organism in Eukaryota, Metazoa, Chordata, Aves, Musophagiformes, Musophagidae. The record is from RefSeq and is a predicted model, not a curated record.